UAAUCCCAAUGACAAGGAGAUAAAAUUCCAAAGAGCCUAAAAUUCCAAAAAUCCCAAAAAGUUCCAAAAUGAAACACCAUAUCAAAUUCGGUGAAAUGCGUUCACUACUCGCUUUUGAAUUAACUUACGAUUUCUCUGCCCAGGAGAAACGUGAUAUUAAUUGUACCAAAAUAGGACUGAUGUGAUGUUAACUAGAAUCACAGGGCUUGAUCUGAAAUCAAUCAAUAUUAAACAAUAUAGACGUAUACAAAAAAUGUGACAACAACCAAUUGAAUCAGUGACCAGUCGAUAAUCGUAUACGUAAUAAGGUCACAAGCAAAAGCAUCAGGUUGCUUAUGUUAUUGUGAUUUAACGUUGGUUUUAUCGGAUGCUAUUCUGUUGUUACACCAAACGCGUGGACCUUCUCGAGCGAGAACAGCUUGGUUGUAAUGCGUUCUACGAGAUAAUGGGAGUGAUUUGGGAAGGAUAAAGUACGAUGGACCAAAGGGACGAGUCUUCGUCAGCGACAACCUCGGAGGUUCAUUCUGGGACGUCCGAUAGAGAAGAUGAAUAUACGGACAGGAAUACGCAAGCCCAAGCAAGCAACAGCUAUGGAUCAAUGCAACCUUUGACUGAAAUAGAAUCGGACUAUCGAAGGAGGUGGUGGUCUAUACGUGUUAUGUACUUCACUAUAUUUUUCGAGGCUGUCGGUUAUUCUAUGGUCAUUCCGUCCAUUUGGCCUUAUUUACAAGUAAUCCACCGUGAAUCCACUACCAAGAUGCUUGGCUGGAUUAUAGCAAGUAACAGCUUAGCAACACUGAUUGUUGCACCCAUAUGCGGCGUGUGGGCGAACCGAUACGGCAGUAAGCUACCGCUCAUCAUUACAUUAUUCUUGGGUAUAGUAGCCAGUGUGACGUAUGCGUAUCUUUAUCUGCCGAAGCAUAAUAACCAUAUUUACAUGCUAAUCUCACGAGUAAUACAAGGAACUUCAGCAGGUUGCAUUGCAAUUACAAGAACUUUCGUUUCGGCGGCAACAACAUUAGAGGAAAGAACAGAUGCAACAGUUCAUUUGAUGGCAUCUCAGACGCUGGGAUUUCUCAUAGGCCCUGUUCUCCAGAGUGCUUUCGUUCCUUUUGGUGAAGAAUGGGUGCAAUGGGAUACUAUUAAACUUCGAAUCAACAUGUACACCAUGCCUUCUUUAGUAACCGCGUUGAUGGCGCUCAUAAACUUCCUUCUCAUUAUUUAUGUUUUCCAUGACAUUAAUAUAGCCGAUGACCCAGAUGACCCUGACGGAGAGUAUGAAGCGUUUUUAGUGGAAUCGUUACACUGCGUAGCACUCACUGAUUCAAUCGGGAAGGCUCCCCGAUUCGACCGACCAAUCAGCAUGCAUUUGUUAUUGCAUUUGCUAGAUUACAUAUAUGAUGUUCAAUUGGAUUUUCCCUUCAGGUUUGGUGAUAGAUGCGUUGUUGGUAUGCUAAUAUUGUCAUCCGGGGUAUGUUUCUUUAUUCCAUUUGGAAACAAUCAUCUACGUAGACCUGCAAAUAUAACAGACAAUGAAGACGGUGGAGGCUGCCCGUGGCGUUACGAUUGGUGCAAUGACACGCCUAACAUGAUUCUUCCCUUCUUUUACCUCGCCAUGUCCAUGUUUGCUAUAGGCUACUCAAUUUCUCAAGUUAUACUUUACACAAUGUAUACUAAAAUUCUUGGACCACGGCCUCAGGGCCUCUAUAUGGGCUUCUUCACCGGGGUAGGCAGUAUUGGAAAGACUAUAGGUCCUCUGUUCGGAACUGCUGUGUACGUACAACACGGGGUACGCUGGGCAUUCGGUUCGCUCUCUAUAUUCAUUACAACUCUUCUUAUAUUAUGUGUACCAUUGUACUCUCAACUGCUGCCUUACCAUAUAAGAAAAAAGAAAAAGAACAGAUGUACAGAAGAACUGAAACUAAUAAACAAAAAUAGAUGA
Messenger RNA from Anneissia japonica, 1942 nucleotides. Its product is annotated as major facilitator superfamily domain-containing protein 8-like. The transcript has 9 exons. Gene Ontology annotation, cellular component: lysosomal membrane. Lineage: Eukaryota; Metazoa; Echinodermata; Crinoidea; Comatulida; Comatulidae. Bases 476 to 1942 code for a protein of 488 amino acids. Gene Ontology annotation, biological process: transmembrane transport. Gene Ontology annotation, molecular function: transmembrane transporter activity. The record is from RefSeq and is a predicted model, not a curated record.